Molecule: messenger RNA, 3815 nt
Organism: Callithrix jacchus (white-tufted-ear marmoset)
Lineage: Eukaryota; Metazoa; Chordata; Mammalia; Primates; Cebidae
Gene: DCUN1D1
Product: defective in cullin neddylation 1 domain containing 1
Biological process (GO): protein neddylation
Cellular component (GO): ubiquitin ligase complex
Molecular function (GO): cullin family protein binding; ubiquitin-like protein binding; ubiquitin conjugating enzyme binding
Source: RefSeq, a predicted model, not a curated record
GGUGACGAUACUGAGAGCCAGCAGUGGGCAGGCAACGCGGCUCCGCUGCGGGGUGGCCCGCCGCCUCCCUGUACACACAGGUGUGGGGAGAGCCCGGGCCUGCCGAGGGAGUGGAGCCACGCACGGCCGGGCGGAGGUCUCCCCGUGUAGGUCUCACAGCGGGGCUGAGGGUUCCCACCGCCUGCUCUCUGCGGUGCUGAUGGGCGUUCCGCGAUGGACGCGGCUCCUCCACCGGCCCCGACCCUGGCCCCCGCCGCUCCGCUCCUGGGCUUGUCCCCGCUCGCAGCGCCGGCCGCGGCAGUUCGGAAGGAACCGCGAGGGGAAGCGGAGAACAAGUUGAAAUCAUCGCAGAAGGAUAAAGUUCGUCAGUUUAUGAUCUUCACACAGUCUAGUGAAAAAACAGCAGUAAGUUGUCUCUCUCAAAAUGACUGGAAGUUAGAUGUCGCAACAGAUAAUUUUUUCCAAAACCCUGAACUUUAUAUACGAGAGAGUGUAAAAGGAUCAUUGGACAGGAAGAAGUUAGAACAACUGUACAAUAGAUACAAAGAUCCUCAAGAUGAGAAUAAAAUUGGAAUAGAUGGUAUACAGCAGUUCUGUGAUGACCUGGCACUCGAUCCAGCCAGCAUUAGUGUGUUGAUUAUUGCAUGGAAGUUCAGAGCAGCCACACAGUGUGAGUUCUCCAAACAGGAGUUCAUGGACGGCAUGACAGAAUUAGGAUGUGACAGCAUAGAAAAACUAAAGGCCCAGAUACCCAAGAUGGAACAAGAACUGAAAGAACCAGCACGAUUUAAGGAUUUUUACCAGUUUACUUUUAAUUUUGCAAAGAAUCCAGGACAAAAAGGAUUAGAUCUAGAAAUGGCCAUUGCCUACUGGAACUUAGUGCUUAAUGGAAGAUUUAAAUUCUUAGACUUAUGGAAUAAAUUUUUGUUGGAGCAUCAUAAACGAUCAAUACCAAAAGACACUUGGAACCUUCUUUUAGACUUCAGUACAAUGAUUGCAGAUGACAUGUCGAAUUACGAUGAAGAAGGAGCAUGGCCUGUUCUUAUUGAUGACUUUGUGGAAUUUGCACGCCCUCAAAUUGCUGGGACAAAAAGUACAACAGUGUAGCACUAAAGGAACCUUCUAGAAUGUACAUAGUCUGUACAAUAAAUACAACAGAAAAUUGCACAGUCAAUUUCUGCUGGCUGGACUGAACUGAAGAUCAAUCCUCACAAUUCAGACAGAGGGUUGAGACAAAACUUUAAGGAUACAUCUUGGACCAUAUCGUAUUUCAUUCUUCUAAUGGUGGCUUGGGCUUGUCUUCUAGUCUGGCCGCUCUAAACAUUUAUAAUUCCAACAUUGUGGAUUUCAUCUUCUAUCUGUGGACCAUCCUAGUUUAUUCUCCCAUAAGUCUUAGAAGCUUUAUGGUGAUUAUUUUGAGGUUUUCAUUCUCGCAUAAAGCACAAUGCUGUCUUCAUCAGAAAACAGUUGGCAUAAGAAUUAAACAUAUGAACAUCACAAAACAAUUUAUAAAAACUUCUUAAAUCCACGCUUUGGGCUAGUUGCAAAGACUAUGCUAAUAGCACUUCCGAUGAGAGGGGUCUAUUUAAGUGUACUGGAUCUGGAAUGGGGUUUUGGUUUGGGGGGAAUAUUUUUUUUCCUGGCAAAUCACAUGUGUUGUUGAUGUGACUAGAGUAUCUGAUGAAAAACAAUGUCAGAAUAACCAACGUGAAGAUUUUUUAGGGUAACUUGGUGCCUACCUGAAAAAUGUAUUGUGUUUCAGACUCUUGAUUUCAAAAGGUUCCGCAGAACUAGUCUGUGCUUACCUUACCCAUGUUGAUAUAUCAUUGCCCUACAGGGAGCUUUUAUUUAGCAAAUGUCUGCAUAAUGUUAGAUUCUACUCCUGUCUACAUUAUGCACUACAUAAUUGGACUUCAUCAUGCUUUUGAAAUGCUUAUCUGCCUGUCACAUAAGUUAAACUAUUUAAUUUGUUUUGAAUGCUUCGGAUUGCUACACAAUACAAUAUUCUAAAUUUAGGCAUGAGGGUUUAUUUUUUGUUUUUACUUUUUUUUUGUCAUCGCACUAUGGAACACAAAUGAAAUUCUCUUUAAUUUAUAAGACGAUAGUAGAAGUAAAAUUUUGAAAAUGGUUGGAUGAGCCAUGAAGUUCAAUCUUGAUGAUAUAGGUACUGCUCUUUCAGACAAAUAGUCCAUUUUCGAUGACUUCUUAUUUUGUUGAAAUUGCUUUAACUGCUAAUCACUGUGGUUGCCAAAUAUUUACUUUAGGAGCAAAGAUUUUCAAACAAGCAUACAUGAUGCAAAAUACCAAUCUGGCUUCUAGUCUCUUUACUGUUUUUGUUUCACUCAGAUGAGCUCAGUUUUCUCAUCAAAGCAGAAUGCUAUCUUGUAUGUAUUAUUUUCAUUACAAGACCCAUGGGCUGCUUUUAUGCUGAAAAUGGUCAUUUUUCUGUUCACUUACUGAUAUGUGAAGAGGGUUUUUUGCUUUCUUGAACAUUUCCUCAAGGCAGGCUAGAAAUGCUAUACUUCAAAUGGUAGGUGAUUAUGGUCUUUUGAUAGGAAUAGAUUGUCCUUGGUAUAUCCAGGUACUCUCUCUAAGGUCUAGGGUUGAUAUUAACAAAGGAAUGUACUUCAGAAUAGCAGUACGUUUUAUGCAAACAUGAUUUUAAGAAACAAUGACCUAUUAAAACUGCUUUUUAUUUACAUGAUUUUGAAAUAGACUAGAAAGCUUUCCCUAUGGACAUAUUAAUAUUCAAUCAUAACUAAUUCAUGAAUGCAGUUUUACCAAAAGAAACAUUUGAAAAUUUCUAUUCAAGCUACUGGAAUUGGUUAUUAAAACAAAAAGGGAAAAGAGUAAUCCUGCUGCUUUCAGUGUUUCCCGAGUUCAUUUUUGUAAAUAUAAAGAGGAACUUCAAUUAUGAGAAAAUUUUAAAAGAUAUAUAUAUCUAUAUAUCUAUAUAUGUACUGUUUCCUGUCUUGAAGAUUUUGAGUGAUGGUUGUUUUCAGAUUGAUUAAUUCUCAUAUGCUGUGUUUUGAAAUGAGAUCCCAUUAGCUUUUUUUUUUUUUUUUUUUCAAUAUAAAGUGUUUUCUUUAAAAGUCUGAUAUUGGUUCGUGGCCUAGUGCCUUGGAUUUUACAUAUUUUUCUUUUUAAAUGCAAAACCUUUUCAACAAAAUAGUGUUUGUCAUCAGGUUGGUACUAAACAUUUAUAAUUACUGUGUAAUUAUAAACAAAAAUACAUAAAGCUUUGAAUAUAAUUAUGUAGCAUAAAAGUUAAGGUUGUUCACUAUGAUGGCAUCUUAGAAUUAAAUGACUUUUACUAGGGCUGAAAAGAGAAGACUGAUUUAAUGUGGUAUGAUUAUUCUGAAGAUGAAUGUCUGGUUACAGGGAAUAUUUUGUACUAAAAAAUGAUUACACAUAUGGCUGUGUGUGUUUGAGUCUGUGUCUGCGAGAGAGCCGGAGAGAGAGAGAUUGACAGAAAGGGAGAGACACACACCCCCACUUUGAAUCGCUUUAAUUCCUAAGUGUUUCAGUCCUCAUUUCGGUCAGCUCCCCAUGCUGAUUCUUUGUUUUCAACUGAACCAUAGGUACAGUUUCCUUUUUGCCAAAUGUCAAAAAGGUACACAUUUUAAAAUGUAAUGCUUUUUCAAUAGUAAAAUGUAUAAAAUUAGAAGUGCCCACAUAUUAAAAAUACUUGAGAUGAAGAUUAUCUUUAGUGAAUAUCAUCUGCAUAUCUCUGUAAGUUCAACUGUGUUUCUUACAGUCCCUGUCGUAUUACCAACAGAGGCAAUAAAAGCUUCAGUGAAAUUGCCAUGACUAAA